GACUGAGGAAGAGCCCAAGCCUCCUUUGCUGAAAGCCAUUUUCAACGUGGACCCAGAUGAAGUUCGCUCGCUCAUAUUCAAAAAAGAGGAUGUGAACGCGCAGGAUAACGAGAAGCGGACUCCACUGCACGCUGCUGCCUAUCUGGGAGAUGCAGAAAUUAUAGAGCUACUGAUUCUUUCAGGUGCGAGAGUAAACGCCAAAGACAACAAAUGGCUGACUCCCCUGCACAGGGCCGUGGCCUCCUGCUGCGAGGAAGCGGUCCAGAUUCUGCUGAAACACUCUGCAGACGUCAACGCCAGAGACAAGAACUGGCAGACGCCGCUUCACAUCGCCGCGGCCAACAAGGCCGUCCGCUGCGCCGAAGCCCUGGUCCCCCUCCUCAGCAAUGUGAAUGUAUCGGACCGAGCAGGCCGGACCGCUCUGCACCACGCAGCCUUCAGCGGCCACUUGGAGAUGGUGAGGCUCUUGCUCUCCAGAGGCGCCAACAUUAAUGCUUUUGACAAGAAGGACCGUCGUGCAAUUCACUGGGCAGCCUACAUGGGGCACAUAGAGGUGGUGAAGUUGCUGGCCUCUCACGGAGCUGAGGUCGCCUGCAAAGAUAAGAAGUCGUACACCCCCCUACACGCCGCUGCUUCCAGUGGGAUGAUCAGUGUCGUCAAAUACCUGCUGGAUUUAGGAGUGGAUAUCAAUGAGACCAACGCGUAUGGGAACACACCCCUGCACGUGGCCUGCUACAACGGGCAGGACGUGGUGGUGAACGAGCUCAUCGACUGCGGCGCUAACGUCAACCAGCUGAAUGAGAAGGGCUUCGCGCCGCUCCAUUUCACCGCCGCCUCACGCCACGGGGCGCUCUGCCUGGAGCUCCUGGUCUGCAACGGGGCAGACGUCAAUAUAAAGAGUAAAGACGGGAAGACUCCGCUCCACAUGACGGCGAUCCACGGACGGUUUUCUAGAUCUCAAGCGAUUAUCGAAAACGGUGCUGAGAUUGACUGUGAAGAUAAAAACGGAAACACGCCACUACACAUCGCGGCUCGAUACGGGCACGAGCUCCUCAUCAACACACUCAUCACUAACAAAGCUGACACAGCCAAACGGGGGAUUCACGGCAUGUUUCCACUGCAUUUGGCUGCUCUCAGCGGCUUCUCAGACUGCUGCCGGAAGCUCCUGUCUUCAGGCUUUGAUAUCGAUACGCCGGAUGACUUCGGAAGGACCUGUUUACACGCCGCAGCGGCCGGAGGGAACCUGGAAUGUCUCAAUCUUCUUCUCAACACCGGCGCAGACUUUAACAGAAAGGACAACUUUGGCAGGACUCCUCUCCAUUACGCCGCCGCCAACUGUAACUACCAGUGUCUGUUCGCCCUGGUUGGCUCCGGAGCCGGCGUCAACGAUCUGGACGAGCGGGGCUGCACCCCUCUCCACUACGCCGCCGCCUCCGACACAGAUGGAAAGUGCCUGGAAUAUUUAUUAAGAAACGACGCGAAUCCAGGGAUCCGGGACAAUCAGGGCUUCAACGCCGUGCACUACGCGUCUGCGUACGGACACCGCCUUUGUCUGGAGCUGAUUGCUAGCGAAACGCCCUUAGACGUGCUGAUGGAAACCUCAGGGACGGACAUCCUGAAUGACUCGGACGUCAGGGCUCCCGUCAGCCCCCUGCACCUCGCUGCAUACCAUGGCCACCAUCAGGCCAUGGAGGUCCUGGUGCAGUCUCUGCUGGAUUUGGACGUCCGAAACGGCCAGGGACGCACCCCCUUAGACCUGGCAGCCUUUAAAGGCCACGUGGAAUGUGUGGACGUCCUCAUCAACCAGGGAGCCUCCAUCUUGGUCAAAGAUUUUGUCUUGAAGCGGACCCCCAUACACGCUGCAGCUACCAACGGUCAUUCGGAGUGUCUGCGUUUGCUGAUUGGAAACGCCGAUCUUCAGAGCACCAUAGACAUUCAAGACGGGAAUGGACAGACCCCACUGAUGCUGUCCGUCCUGAGUGGACACAUUGACUGCGUGUAUUCCCUUCUUAACAAGGGAGCCAGCGUAGAAGCCAAAGACAAGUGGGGGAGGACGGCCUUGCAUAGAGGAUCUGUGACCGGGCACGAGGAAAGCGUGGAGGCCUUGCUCCAGCACAGCGCCGACGCCCUGGCCAGAGACUGCAAAGGGCGCACGCCGGUCCACCUGGCGGCGGCCUGCGGACACGUUGGGGUACUCGGAGGCCUUUUGCAUGCUGCCCAAUCAGUGGAAACACUGCCUGCCUUAACAGACAGCCACGGCUACACCCCUCUGCACUGGGCCUGCUACAAUGGUCACGACACGUGCGUGGAGGUUCUGCUCGAGCAGGAGGUUUUCCACAAGGUCGAAGGCAAUUCCUUCAGCCCCCUCCACUGCGCUGUAAUCCGUGACAACGAAGGUGCUGCUGAGAUGUUGAUAGACACUUUGGGCCCGGCCAUCGUCAACGCCAAAGACAGCAAAAGCAGGACGCCUCUGCACGCUGCCGCCUUCACGGACCACGUGGAGUGUCUGCAGCUGCUGCUGAGCCACAACGCUCAGGUGAACUGCGCCGACGCCGCGGGGAAGACGCCGCUCAUGAUGGCCGCCGAGAACGGCCAGACCAACGCCGUCGAGCUGCUGGUGAGCAGCGCCAAAGCAGAUCUCACCCUGCAGGACGCUGUAAAGAACACCGCCCUUCACCUGGCCUGCAGUAAGGGACAUGAAACCAGUGCCUUGUUUAUAUUGGAGAAGAUCACAGACAGGAACUUCAUAAACGCUACGAACGCCGCCUUACAGACACCUCUGCAUGUGGCAGCAAGGAACGGGCUUAUUGUUGUGGUGCAGGAGCUGCUUGCGAAGGGAGCCAGCGUCCUCGCAGUCGAUGAAAACGGCUACACGCCCGCCUUGGCUUGCGCCCCCAACAAAGACGUCGCCGACUGCCUGGCUCUCAUCCUGGCCACCAUGAUGCCUGUGUCCCCCUGCGCCCCGGCGCCCGCCGUCCCUUUCAGCGGCGUCAACCACUACACCGCCAGCCCCUCCAAGAGCGCCACCUUCGACAGCCUGCCGGCGCUGCGAGCCGAGCACACCUACUGCAGCUUCAACAACAUCAGCCACCACGACGGCUUCUACAAAGACGAGGAGCUCAACGACUCGGACUCAGAGACGUACUGAGGACGGGCGGCGGAGGAAUCGCGCUAAAUGCACAAACACAUACACUGUGUCUUAAAAAAAAAAACAACAACAACAAAAAAAGAACAAUCACCCACCGCAAGCUUGGGAGGGCUUAUGAAGACGCGAGCCCCCCCUACAGGAGCCUUAAGAGUCUCCGCCAGAGAGCAAAGGAGGGGGAGGAGGUGCAACAGGCUGGCCCAUGCUCAUCCCAACCUUCUCCAGCACAAGGUGUCCUUUUGGCUGAUGCCGGAGCUCAGUAACCACUGCUUCAACCGUCGUUGACUUCUCAAGUGCUAAAAACUGAACUGGUCGGCCAGACGGCAGCUGUUUUAAGGCAAUAACGCGCUGAUUAAAAAAAAAAAAGGGGGGGGGAGAUAAACCAACAGGGACCAAAAGACGCGGAUGAAUUUUAACUCUGUUUUAACUGCGUGAACGACUACGACUACAACAAAACGAGCUUUCAGGCGGUUUAUCGGUUAGCAAGCGUAAAGAGAGAAGUUUCCAUCCAUCGGUAUCUGCACACUACAUCCGCCAGAAGGAUUUCCCGGGUUUCUAAGUCAUACGGAGGGGAUGGUUUAUGUCACCACAUCGAAGUUUUAAUAUGCCCAUUUUAAUGUCUCACAGUCCUCAUCCUUUAGGAAUCCGACACACUGACCGGAGUACAUUUAAGACUUUUGGUACAAGCGGCAGGUCAGUGUGGGGGUUGCUCGACCUUUUCCUUUGUACAUUGACCUGUUCAUCCCAGUUUAGAAUUCAAACAAUAAAUUAUUUGUACACUUUUGGUUGCUUUUUGUUUGUUCGUUUUGUGCCUUCAUUAGUCACUGAGGGGAGGGCUGGGGGGAGUAACCUGGGUUUGUGAAGGCAGCUGUGAAAGUGUGCUUUAGGUGAGUAAAAACCACUGAUCUGGCACUGAGGCGUCUGUGACUCUGCUUUGCAACGAGAAACACUGUAAACCAAUGACAGCAUUUUGGAAAGCAUUUGAUUUUCUUCUGAGUGACCUUCCCCACCCCCCACCCUCUAAUAUUAGUUUUGCUUGCUUAAUCUUAAAGGAAGAAAAAAAAAAAAAGAACCCACACACUUAUACUUUGUUCACUGAAAAAUAUUUUAACUGGAAAUAUGUACAUUUGCUAGAAUCAAUAGAAUGGGAAGGAUUUUUGUUUCUUGUCCUUGAUUUUUUUCUUGCAGAGGAAUGAAACUAGCAUGUAUAUAGAAAUUAUGACUGUGAAUUCAAAAUUCCAAUGAGUUAUUUCAGUACUGAGAUUGCUGUAUAUUUUAUGAGUAAUAAAUGAGUUAUUUAAUAAGGA
This is a messenger RNA of Fundulus heteroclitus (mummichog), 4452 nucleotides long. It is a transcript of the gene ankrd28b, whose product is annotated as ankyrin repeat domain 28b. Gene Ontology annotation, cellular component: cytoplasm. The record is from RefSeq and is a predicted model, not a curated record. The transcript is spliced from 28 exons. Lineage: Eukaryota; Metazoa; Chordata; Actinopteri; Cyprinodontiformes; Fundulidae. Gene Ontology annotation, molecular function: protein binding. Bases 455 to 3148 code for a protein of 897 amino acids.